AUUAUUAGAUUAGACGAAAGAGAAGGGAAAAGAAAAAAAAUAAAAAAGUAGAAAAACCAAGAAGUCAAGAAAGCAAAAAUACCUGGUAUGUUGAUUAUUCCAUGCGUCCCUGACCCACUCUUCUCUCUUUUAUAUAUGUAACUGACGUAACCAUACCAUGUAUUAAUUAAUACUAAUAACAACAAUAAUAAUCCUUAAUAAAAGCAAUGUGAAGAGCCAAGUUGAAAGAAGAAGAUUGGGAAAUCGAAGCAAGGUUGUUUUGGAUCUCGAAAUUAAAACCACCUAAAAUAUAAAUAAAUAUUGAGCUGUUUGAAGGCAACAGAAAAUGAAGACUUCUCUGAGAAGAUUGCGAGGGUUUGCACUUCACAAUCACAAGCACGGUGGCGAAACCAAGGACCGAAAAGAUCUUCGACCUUUGCCUCAAUUGGACGACCUCGCUCUCGCUUCUCAGGAUAUGCAGGAUAUGAGAGAUUGCUACGACAGCUUACUUUCUGCAGCUGCAGCAACUGCAAAUAGUGCUUUCGAAUUCUCAGAGUCAUUGCGGGAAAUGGGUGCUUGUCUUCUUGCGAAAACUGCAUUAAAUGAUGAUGAAGAAAGUGGUAAAGUAUUACUAAUGCUUGGAAAAGUACAGUAUGAACUCCAGAAACUUGUUGACAGCUAUCGGUCUCAUAUAUUCCAGACUAUCACAAGCCCAUCAGAGUCCCUUCUUAAUGAACUUCGAACAGUUGAGGAGAUGAAGCGGCAAUGUGAUGAAAAAAGAAAUGUGUACGAGUACAUGGCAAUGAGACACAAAGAAAAAGACAGAUCAAAAAGUGAGAAGGGGGAGAAUUUCUCCAUGCAGCAAUUACAAGUAGCACAUGAUGAAUAUGAUGAGGAGGCAACUUUAUUUGUUUUUCGAUCAAAAUCUCUAAAGCAAGGACAAUCAAGAAGCCUUCUUACGCAAGCAGCACGACACCAUGCUGCUCAGCUGAACUUUUUUAAGAAGGCUCUUAAGUCUCUUGAAGAAGUAGAACCGCAUGUGCAGAAAAUCACUGAACAGCAGCAUAUUGAUUACCACUUCAGUGGACUUGAAGAUGAUGAAGCAGAAAAUGGUGAUGAUGAUAACAACUAUGAAAAUGAUGAUGACGAUGAUGAUAGUGAUGACAAAGACAAUGGGGAUGAUGGUUAUGACCAUGAUGAUGGUGAAUUGAGCUUUGACUAUGGACAAAAUGACCAAGAUCAGAACCUGGUUCCUACAUCACGACACUCAAUGGAGUUGGAUCAAGUAGGCCUUACAUUUCCCCAAGUUGCAAUGGUGGAGGCUGCAAAGGAAAAUCUAGAAAGAAGCCGCCGCCAUUCUUUUUCAUUUAGAGGGGAAAUAAGAAACAGCAGCCAAUCAGCCCCUCUCUUUGCUGAGAAUAAAUGUGGACCUUCUGAGAAAAUUCAACCGUUGUUGGCACGAAAGUUCAGCUCAUAUGUAUUACCUACACCAGUUGCUACAAAAGGUUCUAUUGGCUUAGUGAAGCCAGCUCCUCGAUCUUUAAAGAUAGGUUUGAAUGAGCAUUCAAACAAUUUGCGGCAUUCAUCUCCGCUUGAGCAUAAGAAAUAUGAGAGGAUUUUGGGAGAUGAGAAAAUUUCUGGAUCUGCUGUUAUAAAUGCACAGUCAGUACUGAGAGAGAGCAGUAAUCCUGCUGCUUCGACUGGACUACCCCCUCCUUUGGCUGAUAGGGUUUUAUUCUCCCGAGUUAGUCCAAAUGCUGCCUCUGAUCCCAAGAAAAUCAAAAGACAAGCCUUUUCUGGUCCCUUGACAAGUAAACCAUGGCCUACCAAACCUGUUUCACUGGAAAAUCCCCUAUUGUUCUCGGGGCCAAUUUUGAGAAACCCAAUGCCACAACCGCCAGCUGCAUCUCCAAAAGUAUCAACGAGUACUUCCCCUACUAUUGUGUCCUCACCUAAAAUAAGUGAACUUCAUGAACUUCCUAGACCUCCAGCCAGUUCAGCUUCCAAGGCUUCAAGACCUUUAGGCUUGGUUGGUUAUUCAGGCCCCUUGAUGCCUAGAGGUCAAGGGCUCUCUGCUACAAAUAAAUCAGCGGUUUCAAGAGCUGCCUCUCCACUGCCUCAACCUCCACAGGUUGUUACUCGCAGUUUCUCCAUACCCUCAAGCUCUCACAGAGUGAUGUCAUUACCUGUGUCCAAGCCGCUGGAAACUGCUAUCAGUUCAGGGAUGUCUCAAGAUAUUGCCUCACCUCCUUUGACACCAAUAUCCUUAUCUCGAAUCCAGCCAUCAUCAACUAGUUCGUAGACUGUUGAUAGGAGCUGGUUGAUUAUAUCUAAUUCUAAUACUGAUUUCAUUCCUGGCCUACGGGGGCUACGAUUGUCUUAGCCAUAUCGUACAGGUGCAGAUGCGCAUAUAUCCUUUUCUUUAACUUUAUCACUGUUAUAUAUUUUAGCCGCUACUUGUCUAUUGUGAUAGACGCUCAGCAUGAAUCAGUCAAAUACAUGCCAUUUGUUCCAUCAUUUUUGAGAAAUUUUGCAUUUUCUCCAAGGCAUUAAUAGAUAAUUCAAUUCUUUUAGCCUAUGCAAAUUACUGUACUAAAUAAUAUUUGACAUUCUAGGUGGAUUAAUUUGUCUGAUGUUG
This is a messenger RNA of Durio zibethinus, 2617 nucleotides long. RefSeq lists its product as uncharacterized. Lineage: Eukaryota; Viridiplantae; Streptophyta; Magnoliopsida; Malvales; Malvaceae. The record is from RefSeq and is a predicted model, not a curated record.